UUUCAGCCCAGCCAGAGAUCAGUCCGUAGUCAUUAUUGGUGUCAUUUUGUUGUUGUCUGAACGUAGAAAAAUUUAGCAAAAUACGCAGAAAAAUGAGCUGGGUUUCAAUCUUACGUAUCGUUUGAGGUUUGUGUUUUUUAAUCGUAGUGCUAUGCUAGCAGCUGAGCAGCGUCUGGAAAAUUAGCCGAUUUCCAACUCUACACCGAGAACUGCAGCAGAACAACACUUUCAAGCAAUGGGUAACGCACACAGCAGCAAAAGUAGCCCAGGUGGGAAACCAGUGAUACCGCCUUCCGGGGGUGUUCCCAAUGUCCAACAGCACCCCGCCGGUCCUAGCACCAACGGAGCUCCGAAAGGGAUGACCCGGUCAGCUUCCGGAGCCGAUCUCCAGGAUCGCUUGCAAACGCAAUACCAUCCGGUGGAGAAACUUGGCAAAAUUUUAGCCAAAAAAUGCGAAGACGCACACGGAAUCAACGGAAUUACGGAGGAUAUCUUCGCCAGAUACGUAUUCCCGAAAUUCCCUGAUCUGGGAUCGAAACUUUUCAAGUACCUUCGGCACAAUAGUCGCGCGAAAACCGAGCACCUAGGAUUGACGGCGUUCAGACAGCAAUGUGAAAAAUUUCUCAGCAUUCUGGAUGACUCGGUUAUAUUGGAAAACUAUGUCAAAAUGUUCGGAGAUUUGAACGAGACCGAGCUGAUCAAGCCCGAUAAUUUGAAGGACCUGCUGAGAACGUGCUAUAAUCUGGCCAUGGCCCACUAUCAGGAUGGACCGCAAACAUGCCGAUUGAAGAUUGACGAUGAAGAAUCGCUUGAUCGCACUUUGAGCUCAGUAGUGCAGUCCUGCUUCUUCUCCAAAGAGUCCCUGAGUUCCGGCUACAUAUGUCGCUGGUUGGAAAACAAUGUGCCUCGUCUGGUUCCUCCGAUACACAAGUAUUGCGUACACGCUCUGAGUACGUCCCAUCGUAUCAUUAUCGACAAUAGUAUGAAGAACAAUAGUGACACAGUGGUAUCCAUCAGUGCCAUCAAUGCGGGAGAAGCUAGCUAUGGGUUAGAACUCCAGACGCCUAUUUUGGAAAAAGGAAGUCCAAAUUUUAAUGCCAAACCGGCUACCGAAGGUAGUUCCAGCAAACCUCUUACUCAGGCAGACCGUGAACGAUUGAUCAUUCAGCAGCCGUUGCUACCGCUAUCCGAAGCCUGGCUGUUGGCUGGCUCGUUGCCUCCGUCUUAUUCCAGACCGCAAUCUAUCCAACCGCCACUGAACUCAAAUUCAUCCAACCUGGCGUCACAUGUAUUCAUGGCCAAACUGCUAUCCAUGGUACCGUCGCACUGGACGCUGCUGUACGACUCUCGACAAGACGGCUCGGGAACGAACCGUUUCUUACACCAUGUGUUGGGCUACCGCGGUCCAAAUUUAAUUCUCUUUCGCUGUGACGACGAAUUGCUAUUUUGUGUAGCAAAUCCGAGUGAAUGGCGCGAAACGCACCUGUACAUUGGGGACGAGGAUAGCUGCUGUCUGCAGCUACUGCCGAAAUUUGUGAUGUUGGAAAAGAAAGCUAAAAGCUUGUACUUGAAUACGCACAUCCGUGGCUAUCCGAAAGGGCUACGUGCGGGAUCAGAUCCCCGGAAACCGGUGCUGAUCGUGGAUGAACACUUUGAAAAACUGGAACAUCGUGGCCUACAGCACAAGAUUUUGUCCAUCGAAGUGUGGGGCUGUGGCAACCCCUCGCAGCGGGAAAUUCAGCUGGACAUUAAAAACUGGCAGAUCAAAGAGGCGGAACGCCAACGAACGGUUAAGAUGACGGCGGCCGACUGGAUGGACCACCCCGACCGGUACCUGCUGGAGCUUGGCGGACGUCAAAAUUACAAUAACUCGUCCUCGUAAACUCAAUUUAUCCUAAUGGUUGCGUAGUUGCUUCAGUGUCAAAUAAGUACUUACAGCAUCUAUUUGAUUUCAAACAAGCGACUUAUCUAUAUUAUUUUGUGAACAUUUACUUAUGACACGAAAUGUUGCCUUUGUGAAAAUUUUGCUAUAGUUAGUACUUAAAUUUAUGGCAACAUGUAGGUAUUGAAACUAAAAAAAUAGAUUGAUAAAAUAUAAGAAACUUGUUGAUUAUUUUUAACAACUUCUUUAAAAAAUGUAUUUUA
Messenger RNA from Aedes albopictus (Asian tiger mosquito), 2145 nucleotides. RefSeq lists its product as uncharacterized. Gene Ontology annotation, biological process: response to oxidative stress. The transcript is spliced from 7 exons. Lineage: Eukaryota; Metazoa; Arthropoda; Insecta; Diptera; Culicidae. The record is from RefSeq and is a predicted model, not a curated record. Gene Ontology annotation, cellular component: nucleus. The coding region runs from base 236 to 1882 and encodes 548 amino acids.